Penicilliopsis zonata CBS 506.65 is the source of this 987-nucleotide messenger RNA. RefSeq lists its product as hypothetical. The annotation marks the transcript as partial. The record is from RefSeq and is a predicted model, not a curated record. Lineage: Eukaryota; Fungi; Ascomycota; Eurotiomycetes; Eurotiales; Aspergillaceae. The transcript has 5 exons.
GCAGAGACGUACAUAUGGCUAGCCAUGGCGAUCUUCAUCGUCCUGGUGCGGUUUACGUCGCGGAUCAUCCAGGUGCGGUCGGUGAAGAACCUGCAACUGGAAGAUGGACUCAUGGGACUCGUUCUGAUCUUCUAUAUUCUCAUGACCGUUGCUACCACCAUGGUCGACCGGUACGGCAGCAACGAGGUCCCGCUGGACGAAAGCGACACCAUUGAGGCGGCGAGCAUCCCGGACCGUGUCCUGGGCAGCAAGUGGGUGAUUGUCGGGGAGCAGAUGUGGCUGGCGACCAUCUGGGGGUGCAAGGCUUGCUUGUUGUUAUUGUAUAACAACAUGACAACCGGCCUCACAUCCCACCGGUUCGUGCUCGCCGUCAGCAUCUUCUGCGCCGUAUCAUACGUUUUGAUCCAGAUCCUCUUCUUUGGCGUCUGGUGUCGUCCGUUCCACGACUACUGGGCCGUCCCCGCGACGACAACCCAGUGCUCCGUGUACACGAACCACCUGAUCCUUGUGCUGAGUCUGAACGUCUUCUCCGACCUGGUGAUGCUCUUCAUCCCGCUGCCGCUCUUGCUGCGCGCCAAACUCUCGCCGGGCAAGAAACUGACCCUGUGCGCCGUCUUCUCCCUCGGCAUCUUUGUCAUCAUCGCCUCCGUCAUGUCAAAGUACUACUCCCUCUCUGAACCGUACGGCUCCGAAUGGCGCGACUGGUACCUCCGCGAGGCCGGCACUGCCGUCAUCGUCGCCAACAUCCCGCAGACAUGGCCGCUGCUGCGCCGUAUCGUGGGCGCCCGCUCCUUCUUCUCCUCGGGCGGACAUACUUAUUCGCGCUCGCGCUCGCGGUCUCGUACCUGGAAGACGAAGAACACCACAGCCACGGGGGCAGGAGGAGUCAUACGAAGUCUGCAUAGCGCAACGGACAGCACGGAGUACAUGGCACCUGUUGAACCGUUGCAGAUCUGGGAACAGAAGCAGUUCCAUAUCAGCGAGGAG